Blepharisma stoltei is the source of this 807-nucleotide messenger RNA. NCBI's taxonomy places the organism in Eukaryota, Ciliophora, Heterotrichea, Heterotrichida, Blepharismidae. The record is from the annotation of a GenBank genome assembly.
AUGAGAGCUAGAACUUUAUUAGAUGCUCACUGCCACCUUCAAGAAAUAAAUAUUAUUGAAAGAGUUCUAGAAGAAGCGAAUAGAGCAGGAGUCACUGAUUUUAUUUGUAACGGAAUCCAAGAAAAUGACUGAAAUCAAGUGCUCGAAUUAAACAUAAUUAACUCUAGAAUAAUUCCUUGCAUAGGAAUUCAUCCUUGGUAUAUUAAUAGUGCAAUUGAUGGCUGAGAAGAAAGAAUGGAAGCUUUAUUAGCUUCAUCCAAUAAAAUAUAUGUUGGAGAAAUUGGGCUUGACCACUAUAAAAGUAAAUUAGCUCCUAAAAUGCUCCAAGAAGACUUUUUUAGACGCCAGAUCAGGAUUGCUUUAAAAUACAGAAGAUUGAUGAGCAUCCACUGUGUUUCUGCAUUUGGAAAAGUCAUAAAAAUCUUAAGACAGGAAAUGAAAAACUCAAGGGUCCCUUUUAUUAUGCAUUCUUAUGAAGGGCCAUGAGAGAUGACACAAGAGCUUUUGGCUCACUUUCCCAAUGAAGUGAUGUUCAGUCUGAGCAUGGUUUCUGUAUGAAAAGCCAAACAUCAGUCUGUAAUUGAAAGAAUCCCUCUCACAAACAUUUUAAUAGAAACAGACUCACCCUCACAAAUUAUUAAAGAAAUGAUACCUGAGCCAUUAGAAGAGGAGAAGCCGCAGAAUUUCCCGAAAUACUUACCUCUCGUAUUUUCUCAGCUCUGUAGAAUAAAAAACUCCUCAGAAGAGGAGACAGCUGAGCAGCUGUAUCAUAACUUCCAAAAAAUCCUACCAGAUGCGCACGUAUAA